GUUCGGGUUAAGAGUAACUGGCAGGAAGUGGCGAUGGAGGUGGAGCGAGCCAUGUCGGAAAAUCCUGCAACAACGGCGGAUGAGGUAUGGGCGGAGCGAAGCAGCAACUUCUUCAAGGCCUUACAGGAACUCAAGAACUUGAGGCCACAACUUUACUCUGCUGCAGAAUGUUCAGAGAAAUCAUACCAAUAUAGCAACCAGAAAGAGAUGGCUAUGGACAACAUACAAGAAUAUGUUGAACGAGCUGUUGUGAGUGCAGUUGAUCACAUAGGAACUGUUGCUUACAAGCUGAACGAAAUGCUGGAGGAAGAAACCUCGGAUAUCUCAACCAUGGAGUUGAUGGUCACACGUUUGGAUCAGCAAAUUUUCACCUGCCAAACAUAUAUUGAUAAAGAAGGUCUCAGGCAGCAGAAGCUGUUAGCAACAAAUCCAAGGCUCCACAAGCAUUAUACUUUACCUGCUUCAGCUGUCAGGAAGAAGGUCGACUCUAGCCAAGAACGCAUUCAAAAGAGUCACACGCAACAUAAAGAUAUCAGGCCCCAAAUCUGUCUAUUAGGUGCCCCUGCUCCUAAAACUCUUUCAUGGCAUCUAGCAUUAGAAGCCAAAUCCAAACUCAGAAGGCCUUCACAGUUCUUAACAAGGACUAGUUUGGAGAUAAGAGGAAGUUGCAUUCAAGCUUCCAUUCACAUGUGAUGAGGAUGCAAAGAUGUCCGGAAGAACAUCUGGUGUACGCAGGACAUCGUCGGAUGUGGGGGAAGAGAUGAGGACAAAGAAAAUACCCUCAUCGUCAACACGGCCUCGGUCACUUGGGGCAGGUCCUGCAUCGAGGGUAGCCAUGCAAACCUUGAGAAUUGAUGCUUCGGAGGGCUAUAAAUUACGUACGACGAGACCAACUCCUUCACCAUUUGGUAACCGCACGCAUGAAGAGAAGGCGGCCAAGGUUGCACCCACUCGCGGCAAGGCUACGGCGGCGGCACUCUCCACUACUUUCUCUGCGGUCAAAGAGAAAACAAGAAAGCUAAUUAAAAGCAUGCAGACUUCAGAAUAUUAAUUAGUGUAUAUAUGGCGUUUAGUUUAUUAAGAUUACUAAUAAAGGCCCAGCGAAUUUUCAAGCAGCAUUCAUUUUAGUAUCAAGGUUAAAAUUUUAGUAGGGCCCUAAUUUUAUUACUCAAGAUAAAUCACAAAUGUUAAGACAUUUUAUUAUGUUGAAGUAAAGCCUUAUUUAAAUUUGGUUCAAGGUAUAUAUUGUGUAAAA
Cuscuta europaea is the source of this 1255-nucleotide messenger RNA. The record is from the annotation of a GenBank genome assembly. NCBI's taxonomy places the organism in Eukaryota, Viridiplantae, Streptophyta, Magnoliopsida, Solanales, Convolvulaceae.